GGCUACAACAAAGCUGUGGACUGGUGGGCACUGGGAGUCCUGAUCUACGAGAUGGCCGCCGGGUACCCUCCGUUCUUCGCCGAUCAGCCAAUCCAGAUCUACGAGAAGAUUGUGUCUGGCAAGGUAGGCAGGGCCCCUCCGGUCAAAAAUGACAAAAACUAGCUGUCGGCCUAUGUGGUGUCACUAGAUGUUCUGGUCAUUUGCCAACCUUGCUGUGCAUGUUUCUAUCAUUCCCAGUGACUUUUACGCAUAUUUUAACAUUACGUUUCCACAGUUAAAACUCAAACCCCUAUCCUGUGUUCUAGGUACGAUUCCCUUCCCACUUCAGCUCUGACUUGAAAGACCUGCUGAGGAACCUGCUCCAGGUGGACCUGACGAAGCGCUAUGGCAACCUGAAGAACGGGGUGAAUGACAUCAAGAACCACAAGUGGUUCGCCACAACGGAUUGGAUCGCCACCUACGAGAGGAAGGUACGUCCCGAAUUAAGUUUUAACAGUGUGGAGUAAACAUUGUUGGUUUAGAACAGUAAACAACAGAUUUUAAAAACUAGGUAACGCAUCAAGUAUCUACAGAAAGAUUAACAUUCCAGGGCCCGGUUUCCCAAAAACAUCUUAACUCUUGUGGAAAUUGACCUACGGUGCAUUCGGAAAGUAUUCAGACCCCUUGAAUUUUUCCACAUUUUGUUAUGUUACAGCCUUUAUUCUAAAAUGGAUUCAAUGCUAAUUUUUCCUCAUCAAUCUACACACAAUACCCCAUAAUGACAAAGCGAAAACAGGUUUUUAGAAAUGUUUGCAGAAAUACCUUAUUUACAUAAGUAUUCAGACCCUUUGCUAUGAGACUUGAAAUUGAGCUCAGGUGCAUCCUGUUUCCAUUGAUCAUCCUUGAUGUUUCUACAACUUGACUGGAGUCCACCUGUGGUAAAUUCAAUUGAUUGGACAUGAUUUGGAAAGGCACACACCUGUCUAUAUAAGGUCCUACAGUUGACAGUGCAUGUCAGAGCAAAAACCAAGCCAUGAGGUCGAAAGAAUUGUCCGUAGAGCUCCGAGACAGGAUUGUGUCGAGGCACAGAUCUGGGGAAGGGUACCAAAACAUUUCUGCAGCAUUGAAGGACCCCAAGAACACAGUGGCCUCAAUCAUUCUUAAAUGGAAGAAGUUUGGAACCACCAAGACUCUUCCUAGUGCUGGCCGCCCAGCCAAUCUGAGCAAUCAGGGGAGAAGGGCCUUGGUCAUGGAGGUGACCAAGAACCCAAUGGUCACGUUGACAGAGCUUCAUAGUUCCUCUGUGGAGAUGGGAGAACCUUCCAGAAGGACAACCAUCUCUGCAGCACUCCACUAAUCAGGCCUUUAGGUAGUGGCCAGACGGAAGCCACUCUUCAGUAAAAGACACAUGACAGCCCGCUUGGAGUUUGCCAAAAGGCACCUAAAGGACUCUCAGACCAUUAGAAACAAGAUUCUCUGGUCUGAUGAAACCAAGAUCGAACUCUUUGGCCUGAAUGCCAAGCGUCAUGUCUGGAGGAAACCUGGCACAAUCCCUAGCAUGGUGGUGGCAGCAUCAUGAUAUGGGGAUGUGUUUUUUCAGCGGCAGGGACUCGGAGACUAGUCAGGAUCGAGGAAAAGAUGAACGGAGCUUAGACUGGGGCGAAGGUUCACCUUCCAACAGGACAAUGACCUUAAGCACACAGCCAAGACAACGCAGGAGUGGCUUCGGGACAAGUCUCUGAAUGUCCUUGAGUUGCCCAGCCAGAGCCUGUACUUGAACCCGAUCAAACAUCUCUGGAGAGACCUGAAAAUAGCUGUGUAGCGACGCUCCCCAUCCAACCUGACAGAGCUUGAGAGGAUCUGCAGAGAAGAAUGGCAGAAACUCCCCAAAUUCAGGUGUGCCAAGUUUGUAGCGUCAUACCAAACAAGCCUAGAGUCUGUAAUAACUGCCAAAGGUGCUUCCACAAAGUACUGAAUAAAGGGUCUGAAUACUUAUGUAAGUGUGAUAUUUCUGUUUUUUCUUUUUAAUACAUUUGCAAAAAAAACAACGGUUUUUGCUUUGUCAUUAUGGGGUAUUGUAUGUAGAUUGGUGAGGGGUGGGGGGAAACAUUUUAAUCAAUUUUAGAAUAAGGCUGUAACGUAACAAAAUGUGGAAACUGAAUACUUUCCGAAUGCUCUCUAUAUCGAUAGCACUAAAUUGAAAUGUUUCUUACAGAAGACAUGAAAAUGCAUAACCAUGGUAGCAAUUGAAAUGGAACAGUUUGGAGAUAAUGGGAAAAUUAUUCGACCAAUGGUGAGUACACAAAAGUUCACAAGACUGAAUCCAAGUAUUUCACUGUGGAUUUUAUGUGAAUUUUACAUUUACUGUACUUUUCGCUGCAUUUGUUGAUAACAAAAUCUGAAAAUACUCUGGAUACGUUCACUAACAUGAUAAGACUCUUCCUAGAAAAUGUGGGGUAGGUGCAACGUAAUACAAAAAAAUGAGUGAGAGGACUAAUUGGUGUCUCCAAGUGGCCACACCUCUCCAAAAUGUGUGCAGUUCCUAAGCAAUUUCAAUGCACUUUUAUGACUCGAAGAGACUUCAACUAUAAGGUACUUUUCUUUAGCUCUCCUAGCUGUGCCGUUGAGGAACUCGAGCAUCCCCGCUGUCACACAAUUACUCUUGUUGUUUACACAAUCUAAAAACAGUCCAUUAUAAGUCACAAACUGUGUCAGGUGGGCAUGAUUUGAAAGUUUGUUCUAUUGCCAACAUGACUAGCUAAAUUAUAAAAUACGAUCUUAGUGUUAGGCUUUCACAAGGCAAUUCAGAAAAACAGAUCGUAAUUUUGGUGCUCAUAGAAAGGAGCCAUGAGUGCAUUCAGGUGCGUGUGCCGCACCAAAUUUUCUUCAGAAUAAACAACAACAUCUUGUAACUGUACAUCAAACAUAGUGAUCAUAAACGUUGACAUUGUUUAUGAAAUGAGUUUUGUGAUUUGGAAAUGUGAAGUGCACAUUUGGACUCAAGGGUGAUUGGCUUGCUUGUAUGACAUCAAAGCGGUAUUUAUUAUCAUCCUCAACGUCUCAUCUUUGAAAAUAGGAUGUCUUCUUAAUUUACAGAGUCGGGAAACGUCUUGUUGCGCACAGUGCAAGUUCAGAACGUCUGUCAGUCAAAACCUAUACAGCUCUGUGACGUGCAGAGCCAAAGCUCUGACGUCAUAUAUAUAGCAUGUUACUGUACAGCCACAACGUUCCAAUUUAGGCUCUUAUUAGUGCCCACAUCUGCCAUUUUCAACCCGUAUAUAGGUACGAGUGGAAAGGGUUAAGGCUAAGUUCAUUGCUAGAACCUUCAUAGGAGUAUCUUUAAAUCUCAGAGCUUCCCAAAACCAUCGUUACUAAAUUUGCACAGCUAAGUGCGUUGUUGGAUGUGUUUUUUCCCUACCUUUAUACACAGAAGAUCUCUGGUAAACAUAGAACCAAAAUGAUUUAUACGUCUCUCUGUAACCGCCAUCACCUCAUGUUUCAGCAUGAUAAUGCACAGCUCCAUGUCGCAAGGAUCUGUACACAAUUCCUGGAAGCUGAAAAUGUCUGUUCUUCCAUGGCCUGCAUACUCACCGGACAUGUCACCCAUUGAGCAUGUUUGGGAUGCUCUGGAUCGACCUGUACGACAGAGCGUUCCAGUUCCCGCCAAUAUCCAGCAACUUCACACAGCCAUUGAAGAGGAGUGGGACAACAUUCCACAGACCACAAUCAACAGCCUGAUCAACUCUAUGCGAAGGAGAUGUGUCGCGCUGCAUGAGGCAAAUGGUGGUCACACAAGAUACUGACUGGUUUUCCGAUCCAUGCCCCUACCUUUUUUAAAAAUGGUAUCUGUGACCAACAGAUGCAUAUCAGUAUUCCCAGUCGUGAAAUCCGUAGAUUAGGGCCUAAUGAAUUUAGGGAAUUAGACAGGUGCACCUUGUGCUGGGGACAAUAAAAGGCCACUCUAAAUGUGCAGUUUUGUCACACAACACAAUGCCACAGAUGUCUCAAGUUUUGAGGGAGCGUGUAAUUGGUAUGCUGACUGCAGGAAUGUCCCCCAGAGCUGUUGCCAGAGAAUGCAAUGUUAAUUUCUCUACCAUAAACCGCCUUCAACAUCGUUUUAGAGAAUUUGGCAGUACGUCCAACCGGCCUCACAACCGCAGACCACGUAUAACCACGCCAGCCGAGGACCUCCACAUCCGGCUUCUUCACCUGUGGGAUUGUCUGAGACCAGCCACCAGGACAGCUGAUGAAGCUGAGGAGUAUUUCUGAUUCUGAUAGGUUUUGCAUGGCUCUCCAGUGGGUGAGCCUGGCUCCCAAGUGGGAGGGACUAUGCCCUCCCAGGCCCACCCAUGACUGCGCCCCUGCUCAGUCAUGUAAAAUCCAUAGAUUAGGGCCUAAUUUAUUUAUUUCAGUUGACUGAUUUCCUUAUAUGAACUGUAACUUAAUAAAAUAUUUGAAAUUGUUGCAUGUUGCGUUUUGAUAUUUGUGUUCAGUAUACAUGUGUUUAUAAAAUGUUUCCAAGGCUUGUAGGAAGAAGGAAUGUUGGGGGAGUUCAGUGCUUUCCCCUCUAACCCCAUCAUCAAAAUAGAUGAAUUGCCUUUGCCAAAUAAACAAAGUGCAGCUGUUAUGAAUGUAUUGUGGUCUUCACUCCCACACUGUUGUCCUCUUGCUUUUCAGGUGGAGGCUCCCUUUAUACCAAAGUGCAGAGGACCAGGAGACACAAGCAACUUUGACGACUACGAAGAGGAGGACGUCCGUGUGUCCGACACAGAAAAGUGUGCGAAAGAGUUUUCCGAAUUCUAG
This is a messenger RNA of Coregonus sp. 'balchen', 4782 nucleotides long. Lineage: Eukaryota; Metazoa; Chordata; Actinopteri; Salmoniformes; Salmonidae. The record is from the annotation of a GenBank genome assembly.